AUGAGAGAAGUAUCUGCUCUGUUAUAGUACUGUAGCAGAGAGCAACCCGCUGACUGACUGAGGACUGGUGAUAACUUGAGAGCUGCUUCGAACAGUUGCAAGUGUAUCUACACUGAACUGGGAUACUUUAUUUUUCUUUGUUUUGUUGUUUUUUAGUUGUUUUUUUUUAGUAAUGUUUAAAAAAGGAUAAAUAAGUUAGCUAUUCAGUAAAGGACUACGUGCUAAUUGUAUGAAAUCAGUGGACAAAUAAAAUACAAUAAAAUAAACAUUAUAGGCUACUCAAGUGCUGUUUUCAGAGGUUUCAAAACAGAAUGCAUGUUCAGAAGCAAUACAAACUUUGAAAUACCAAUGAUAUGGUUUGGUUUUAGUCUUUUUUAAAAACUGAUACAUAGAGGAUAUAUCUGCCGUACUACCUGAUGUUUUUGGAACAUAGUGUUUUGUUUUCUUCGAGCUGGAGGCGGACUGGAGUGUACUGACAGACCAUACUGUACCUGCAUUUAUUUCUGGAGUUGAGGGACAGAUGUUGGUGUAAACUUAAAAAAAAAAUUUUAAAAAAAGAAGAACUGGCUAUUGUAUUUUACACAUAUUGACUGUUGGGCCAAUAUUAACAUUAUGCUUUGCUGGAUAUAAUUUAACAAAGUUGAUGAAUUGUGGUAAAGGACGUUGUCUUGGACAGGUGGAUUUGGACUUUUACCAUGGCGCUCUCAGGUAGGAGUUUUCACAAAGUUUACAUGGUUUUGUUAAUAUUGUGGGCUUUGUGCUUGAAAAAUGCUGCAUCUAGUCAACUUCGCCAAGAGUUUCAGGUGCUGGAAGAACAAGCUAUUGGCACCAGUGUGGGCACCAUAUUAACCAAACCGAGUUUUACUUAUAGAUUUAGUGAGAACCAUAGACUAUUUGCCAUCAAUGGGACAACAGGUGAGAUUUAUACCACAUCAGUUAUUGACAGAGAACUUUUGCAAAGUGAUGUAAUCAACGUGGUGGUCCUGUCUAGUCAACCUACCUAUCCGACAGAAGUAAGAAUUGUGGUAGUGGAUAUUAAUGACAAUGCUCCCGUGUUUCCAGAUCCAUCUAUUGUGGUGUCUUUUAAAGAAGAUGCAAGCAGUGGUAGGCAGGUUAUAUUAGACACUGCCACUGAUUCGGAUAUUGGAAGCAAUGGAGUAGAUCAUAAAACUUACCAAAUAGUGAAGGGCAACGAAGACGAGAAAUUCCGUUUGGAUAUUACAGUCAAUCCAAGUGGAGAAGGGGCUUUUUUGCAUUUGGUUUCAACUGGAGGUCUGGAUAGAGAAUCAACCCUGUUUUACCAGCUUUUGGUUAAAGUGGAGGAUAAAGGAACCCCUAAAAAAUAUGGGUUCUUGCAAGUAAAUGUGACUAUUCAAGAUAUUAAUGACAACCCACCUGUUUUUGAUGAAAAUCAUUAUCAAACAAGUGUUUUUGAAGAUGCAGCAGUUGGAUCUAGCAUUCUGCAGUUAACAGCAAAAGACCAGGAUGAAGGAGCGAAUGGAGAUAUCAGGUAUUACUUGGACGAUGGGACACCUUUUCAAAUUGACCCUAAAGCAGGUACCAUUACCAUAAAGGAAAUGCUGGAUUAUGAAAGCAAAAAGCAAUACUCCUUAACAAUUCAUGUUGUGGACAAUGGAGUACCUUCCCUUUCAGGUAGGUCAGAGGCAACCAUUAAACUAUUGGACGUUAAUGAUAAUGACCCAGUGAUUAAGUUCAGAUAUUUCCCAACUAGUUCCAAAUAUGCGUCAGUAGAUGAAAAUGCUCAGAUUGGCACUGUAGUGGCCCUAUUGACAGUCUCAGAUUCUGACUCAUCUUCUGCUAAUGGGAAUAUUUCAGUUUCAAUUCUAGCUGGGAAUGAACAAAGACACUUUGAGGUUCACGCCUCCCCAGUUCCAAAUUUAAGUUUAAUUAGAGUGGCCAGUGUUUUGGAUAGAGAACGCAUUUCUUCCUACAACCUGACUGUGUCAGUGUCAGACAAUGGCUCACCUGUGGCAAGGUCUUCUUUCGCUAGCUUGGUUAUUUUUGUAAAUGACAUUAAUGAUCAUCCUCCUGUUUUCCAAGAGAGUUUGUACAGAGUUGACAUCAGUGAAGAUGUACCCAAAGGCAGCUACAUUAAAGGGGUUUCAGCAACAGAUGGUGACUCUGGGCAAAAUGCCAACCUGCGAUACUCCAUAGUGUCUGGAAACAGUUUGGGUUGGUUUGACAUUAGUGAAAACAGUGGUUUGGUGACCAGUGCGGCAUUAUUGGACAGGGAGAUUGCAUCAGAAAUUGUUCUGAACAUCAGUGCCAAAGAUCAAGGUGUCCAGCCCAAAAUUUCUUACACUAAGCUCAUAGUAAGCAUAACUGAUGUAAACGACCAGCUUCCUACUUUUAUGCAGAGUUUGUACCAUAUCUCUGUAACAGAAAAUUCACCACCAGGUACUGAAAUAUUAGUGCUAUCAGCUACAGACAAUGAUUUAGGAGCCAACGGUACAGUGCGCUUUUCUUUUGAUGCUGAAACCCCAGCCCAGUUUCAGAAUCGUUUCCGUCUGGAUCCAGUUUCUGGGAGAUUAACAACAGCAACAGAAUUAGACAGAGAAGAGAAAGAAACAUACCUGCUAUUCAUCCAAGCAACAGAUUUGGGCACCCCUCCACUUUCCUCACUAACUAAAGUAAACAUAACUUUAAAAGAUAUAAAUGAUAAUAGCCCUGUUUUCUAUCCAGUCCAGUAUUUUGCUAACAUUAAGGAAAAUGAACCACCUGGCUCUUAUGUCACCACUGUCUCAGCAACAGACCCUGACCUGGGAAAGAAUGGGACUGUUAGAUAUUUUAUCACAGCAGGGGACGCUUUCAAAUUCCAGAUAAAAAGUAACACUGGGGUAAUCUCUACUAGAGUUUCACUUGACAGAGAAGAAAAGACAGCAUACCAGCUGCAAGUGACUGCAGCUGAUAGUGAGAACCUUCGCUCACAAAGCCAGGCAAUAGUCACAAUUACUGUCAUAGAUACACAGGACAAUCCCCCUUCCUUUAGCCUGAGUGUCUACAGUUUUGUUAUCUUUGAAAAUGUUGAACUUGGCUCCACUAUUGGCACUGUUUCUGCUUCCACACUUGACCUGAACACCAACAUUUCUUACUUAAUCACAUCUGGGGAUCAAAGAGGCCUGUUUACAAUUAACAUGGCCACAGGUCAAAUCAGUGCAACUAGUCCUAUUGAUAGAGAAGAACAAGCAUUUUAUCAGCUAAAAGUAAUUGCGAGAGGUGGAGAAGUGACUGGAGAAACUAUUGUGAACAUUACUGUAAAGGAUUUGAAUGAUAAUGCACCACGCUUCCCUCAUGCUGUUGAACAUGUCGAUGCAGUUGAAAACUGGGAAGCCGGGCAUACAAUAUUUCAAACUAAAGCUGUCGAUCCUGAUGAAGGCCCAAAUGGUAUGGUACUGUACAGCCUUAAACAAAAUCCAAAGGGACUUUUCCAGAUUAAUGAAAAGCAUGGACAAAUAACUUUAAAUGGACCACUUGAAAUAACUACAAGUUCAUAUCAAAUUGAGGUUCUAGCAUCUGAUAUGGGUGUUCCUCAACGCACGUCCAGCCUGAUCGUGACUGUAAAUGUAUAUGAUGUAAAUGAUAACCCACCCAUGUUUGAUCAACUUUCAUAUGAAGUCACUAUUUUGGAAUCAGAACCAGUGAAUACUAGAUUCUAUAAAGUACAAGCUACUGACAAAGACUCAGGUUUAAAUGGAGAGAUUACAUAUGAUAUCCUUGGAGGAAAUGUGAGAAAUACAUUUGGCAUUUUUCCAGAUGGGCAGUUGUUCAUUAAAGCAGACUUAGAUAGGGAAGCCCAGGACAGGUACAAUUUGCUUGUGGUUGCAGCAGACAGAGCAGUGGAUCCACUCAGUGCUACAGUUAAUGUAACUGUGAUUUUAGAAGAUGUGAAUGACAACCGACCCCUGUUUAACAGUACAAACUAUGUAUUUUAUUUUGAGGAAGAACAAAAGGGAGGGUCACUGGUUGGAAGGGUCUAUGCUGAGGACAAAGAUUUUGGACCUAAUGGUGAAGUAAGGUAUGCCUUUGAAACACCACAUCAACAUUUUGAGUUAAACACCAUUACUGGGGAAUUAACUAGCACGCAACAGUUUGACAGAGAGGUGCUAAUGAGGCAGAGAGGAGCUGCUGUGUUCAGCUUUACAAUUGUAUCUUCAGAUCAAGGAUUACCCAAACCACUAAAAGAUCAGGCUAAAGUCCAGAUUUAUAUCAGAGAUAUUAAUGACAAUCCACCCAAAUUUACAAAAGACAUAUAUCAGGCAACCAUAUCAGAAUUAGCCCACAAUAUGACCCAGGUCCUAAGAGUCUCUGCCUCAGAUGUUGAUGAAAGUAAAAACGGGCUGAUCAGCUACUAUAUCAGUGAAGGGAAUGAGGAAAAACAGUUUGCAAUGGACAGCAGCACAGGGCAAGUUACACUGGUAGGAAAGCUUGACCAUGAAGCUACUGCUUCUUACUCCCUGACAAUUUCAGCUGUGGAUUCCGGAAGUACGGCACUUUCUUCAUCUUGUAUAUUAAGCAUCAACGUGCUUGAUGAAAAUGAUAACUCUCCUUCAUUCCCCAAAUCUGCUUUGAUUGUGGAUGUCUUGGAGAAUAUGAGAAUAGGAGAACUAGUAGCAUCUGUGACUGCAACUGAUUCUGAUUCAGGUGAUAAUGCGGAAAUAAUUUACAGCAUUACAGCAACAAACAACCAUGGGACAUUCAGCAUCAGCUCAAACACCGGGAGCAUUUUCCUUGUAAAAAAGUUGGAUUUCGAAACACAGUCUCUCUAUAAACUAAACAUAACAGCAGAGGACAAUGGGAGACCUCCAAGGUCAUCAUCAAUGCCAGUAAUUAUACAUGUCAGAGAUUUUAAUGACAAUCCUCCAAGUUUCUCCGCUGGUGAUAUUUUUAAAUCCAUUGUGGAAAAUAUGCCUAUUGGUGUCUCAAUAAUGACUGUAACUGCUCAUGAUACUGAUGCAGACAUUAAUGGCCAGCUGGAAUAUUCCAUUGUGCAACAGACACCAAGGGGAAACCAUUUUGCAGUAGACGCUGCAAGUGGAACAAUAUAUACAAAUGCAGAAAUUGAUCGUGAAUUUACCAAUCUCUUUGAAUUGACUAUCAAAGCCACAGAUCAGGCUGUUCCAGUAGAAUUUAGGCGCUAUGCCUUAAAGAAUGUAACUAUUUGGGUAACAGAUCAAAAUGAUAAUGUUCCAACAUUUAUAACCCAAAAUGCACUUGUUGCUGAAUCAACUGUUGUGAUUGGCUCAAUCCUGACCACAAUUGUGGCUUUUGACCCAGAUGAAGGAGCUAACGGAGAGGUUGAAUAUGAACUUGUGAGUGGGGAUUCCAACACCUUUAUAAUGGACCGCUACAGUGGAGACAUCAGGGUUGCAUCUUCCCUGGUACUUUCUAAACUAAUAUACAGUCUCAUUGUGUCAGCCACUGACCUUGGGACGGAAAGGAGAACAUCAAGCACAGAGCUGACCAUUAUCCUAAAGGGUUCUGAUGGACCAGUCUUUUCACAGCCAAAAUACAUUACUAUUUUACGAGAAGGGGAGCCAGUCGGGACCAGUGUCAUUUCACUGGAUGCGUCUAGUCCCAGAGGCUCUGAAGCCAUAGUGGAAUUUUUCAUAGUGUCAGUGCGCUGUAAUGGAAAACCUGUUGGCCGGCUUUUCACCGUUGGACGCCACACUGGCAUCAUCCAAACUGCUGCUGUGCUGGACAGAGAGAGAGGCUCCAACCUGUACCUUGUGGAUGUAUAUGCUAUAGAGAAAGAUGCAAGCUUGCCCAAGACGCAAAGAGCUGAGGUGGAAAUAACACUACAAGACAUCAAUGACAACCCACCUGUUUUUCCAUUUGAUAUGCUUGAUCUGACCAUUGAGGAGAACAUUGGGGAUGGAUUUAAGAUAAUGCAACUAACAGCUACAGAUGCUGAUGAGGGAGCAAAUGCACUUGUGACAUACACAAUUAUAAAUGGAGCAGAUGACAGUUUCCGCAUUGACCCAGAAUCAGGAGACCUAAUAGCCACCAAACGUUUGGACAGAGAGCGGCGGUCAAAGUAUUCGUUGUUAGUUCGAGCCGACGAUGGCCUGCAGUCCUCAGACAUGAGAAUAAAUAUCACAGUCAGUGAUGUCAACGAUCACACCCCCAAAUUCUCCAGGAAUGUUUACUCAUUUGACAUUCCAGAGGACACAACACCAGGUUCCAUUGUAGCAGCCAUCUUGGCUAGUGAUGCAGAUUCAGGUAUCAAUGGUGAGAUCACAUACUCUGUGGAGGAGGAUGAUGAAGACGGAGUAUUCUUCCUGAACUCUGUGACUGGAGUCUUUAAUGUGACCCGGCCCCUGGACUAUGAAGUUCAGCAGUAUUACAUACUCACAGUUCGUGCAGAGGAUGGGGGCAAGCAGUUGAGCACUGUGAGAGUUUACUUCAACAUUCUUGACGUGAACGAUAACCCCCCAGUCUUUAACACCACCUCCUACAGCACCGCUGUCAUGGAAGACCUGCUUCCAGGAUCCACUAUUCUCACUAUUAAAGCCACUGAUGCAGAUGAUGGACCAAACUCUCAGAUGUCAUACAGCAUUGCUUCAGGUGAUACACUAGCACAGUUUGAUAUAGACAGCGAUGGAGUUCUAAAAACCAGGCUUGUACUGGAUCGGGAGUCUCAGUCAUACUAUAACCUUGUUAUCCGAGUUCAUGACCUGGCACUUCUUCCAGCGUCAAGAUUCACCAGUACAGCCCAGGUGUCGAUAAUUCUACUGGAUGUCAACGAUUGUCCACCAAGUUUCACCUCUCAAAGGAUGACUUACAUCCAGGAGAACACCCCUGUGGACACUGUUGUGUUUACAACUCAAGCGGCUGACUCGGACAGCGGACCAAACAGCUACAUUGAGUAUUCACUGCUCAGUCCUUUGGGGAACAAGUUUAGCAUUGGGACUAUUGAUGGGAGAGUAAGACUUAUAGGGGAGCUUGAUAGGGAGGAGCUCUCUAACUACACAGUGACUAUCAUAGCCACAGACAAAGGGGAACCAUCACUUUCUUCAUCUAUGGAUGUUACUGUUAUUGUCCUGGAUGUUAAUGACAACAGCCCAAUCUUUUCUCAGAAUGUGUAUGAUGUGGAGAUUGAUGAGAACACCCUCAGUGGCACUGACCUGAUUCAGGUGGUUGCAAGUGAUGCAGACGAGGGAACAAAUGGGCAGGUCCGAUUGUCUAUCAUUGGAGGAAAUGCAAAUAACGAUUUUAGGAUAGACUCUGUUACAGGAAUGAUAUCUGUUGCCAAGCAGUUGGACCGGGAGACAAGGUCUUCAUAUUCAUUGGUUGUUCAAGCAGCAGACCGUGGAAGCAGCCCAAGGACUGACAUAACCAAAGUUAAUAUAGUGUUACUGGAUGUGAAUGAUUACACACCAGUCUUUGAGCUCUCCCCUUACACUGUGAAUGUCCAGGAGAGUUUAAGAAAUCUUCCACACACAAUUUUACAGGUUGUUGCACGGGAUGAUGACCAGGGGCUGAACAGCCAACUUUCCUACGCGGUUACUGGUGGAAAUGAAGAAGAGGCCUUCAGUCUGUCGGCGAGUGGGAAACUCAGUCUCAUAAAGAGUCUUGAUCGAGAGGCAAAAGAGAAAUAUGGGUUGAUCAUUACAGCAACCGAUGCAGGAUCUUCUGCUCUCACUGGCACAGGGACCGUCAUUAUUCUAGUUGACGACAUCAAUGACAAUGUUCCAGUUUUUGCUUCAAACACAUUCCACACCACUGUACCAGAAGAUGCCCCUACUGGAAGUGAUGUGCUCCUUGUAAACUCUUCUGAUUCGGAUGCAGGAUUGAACGCAGUAAUCAGCUACAAACUGACUGGGGGAAAUGGACAGUUCUCCAUUAACCCCGCUACUGGACAGAUUAUUACGAGUGCUCUGCUGGACAGAGAGGCUAGGAAGAGUUACCAGCUGGUGGUUGUAGCCUCGGAUGGUGGACAUCCUCUGGCCAUGUCAAGCUCUGCAACUGUUUCAGUGACUAUAUCAGAUAUCAAUGACAACCCUCCCAGGUUUCAUCACCAUCCCUAUGUCACUCAUGUCCCAGCAUCUACUUCUGCAGGUUUGCUCGUGUUUGCAGUCACAGUGACAGAUGAGGAUACAGGACCGAAUGGUCAGCUUCACUAUUCCCUGGUGGGGAGAAACUCUGAGAAGUUUCAGAUUGAUCCAGUGCGUGGGGCCAUAACAGCAACUGAAAAGCUGACCGAGGGUUCUGAGGUCACCUUCACAGUCCAUGUGAAAGAUGGUGGGGUGUAUCCCAAAUCGGACACCACUACUGUGACAGUAAGAUUCGUAACUGGAGAAAAUUUUCCUGAGAUUAAACCAGGACAGACCACCUUUAUAUUUCCUGAAAGUCAGGCCUCUGACACCCUUGUUACCACAAUCUCAGGGUCUUCUGCGAGAGGGGAGCCCUUAUCUUACUACAUUGCCAGUGGUAACCUUGACAAUGCAUUUCACAUUGACCAGCAGAAAGGAGAACUCUCCAUUAAGCAGCCCUUGGAUUUUGAAAAUAUACAGAAAUAUGUGCUCUGGAUUGAAGCCAGGGAUCAAGGCUUUCCACCCUUUUCAUCCUAUGAAAAAGUGGAAAUAAACAUAAUUGAUGUUAAUGACAACUAUCCAGUUUUUGAACAGGAUCCCUUCGAGGCUGAAAUAUUGGAAAAUCUUUCUCCGCAGAGAGUGCUUAUUGUAUCAGCCUCAGACAAAGAUAGUGGACCUAAUGGACAACUGGAAUAUGCCAUCAUUGAAGGAAACAAGGGAAGUAGUUUCAGUAUUAACAGAGGUACUGGGGAAAUCAGAAGCAUCAGACCACUUGACAGGGAGAAAGAAGACCAUUAUGUAUUAACUGUUAAAGCUGCUGAUAAGGGCUCUCCCCCUAAAGUCACUACUUUGAAAGUUUGUAUUCAUGUGCUGGAUGUGAAUGAUAAUGCCCCAAGGUUUUCCAAAAUAUUCAGCGCACAAGUACCUGAAAAUGCCCCUGUUGGUUAUACCGUGACACAAGUCACCACUUCAGAUGAGGAUGAUGGAUCAAAUGCCAUCAGCAGGUACUCCAUAGCUGACACAAGCCUUCCUUUCUCUAUCAAUGCCAAUUCAGGAGACAUUACCAUUAGCCGACCACUGAACAGGGAAGACAUUGAGCGUUACAUUGUCAAAGUCUCUGCCCAUGAUUCAGGAUGGACAGUAAGCACAGAUGUAACUAUAUUUGUGACAGAUGUCAACGAUAAUGCACCUCGUUUCAGCCGCCCUUCAUAUUAUGUUGACUAUCCUGAGCUUACAGAAGUUGGGUCAAAGGUCACCCAGGUCUCAGCAACAGACCCUGACAAUGGCUUUAAUGGACAAAUCUUUUAUUUUAUAAAGUCCCAGUCAGAAUUCUUUAGAAUUAAUUCUAGCACUGGAGACAUUUUCACCAAGCAGCAUUUAAAAUACAUGAAUUCCACAGGAGCAAGCAACAUCAACAUUAAUAGGCAUAGUUUUAUUGUAACUGGGUCUGACAGGGGGACUAUACCUCUGAUGAGUGAAACAACUGUUAUAGUAAACAUAGUGGACAGCAAUGACAACCCACCGCAGUUUGAAAUCACAAAAUACUUCACCCCUGUAACAAAGAGUGUUAAGAUUGGAACAAAGCUAAUUCAAGUUGUAGCUGCUGAUAAGAAAGACUUUGGCUUGAACUCUGAAGUUGAGUACUUAAUAACAGGAGGUAACAGUUCCAACAGAGUCCAUUUGGACAGACAAAGUGGCUGGGUCAGUGUUGCCUCUUCACUUGUGUUUGAUGUGAACAAGGUUUACCUGGUUCAAAUUACAGCUCAAGACAAAGGCAAUCCUCCACUCUCAUCUCAAGCUACACUUCAUAUUCUUGUAACGGAGGAGAAUCGUCACAGCCCAGAGUUCUCACAAAGUCAUAUCAGUGUGACAAUACCAGAGAGCCUUAUAGUUGGAACAAAUAUUAGGACUGUUUCAGCAAGAGACAAAGACAGAGAAAUGAAUGGGCUCAUUAAAUACAACAUUUCUUCAGGCAAUGAGGCAGGCCUUUUCACAAUGAAUAGUACAUUAGGUUCCUUAACUUUAGCUAAGCCAUUGGAUUAUGAGGAACAGCAAACUCAUGAACUGAGAUGUACUGCUACAGAUGGAGGGUGGAUUGCAAAGACUGGCUAUGUUACUGUUACCAUUCAUGUCACUGAUGUAAAUGAUAAUGCACCCCUCUUUAACCCAGAUAAAUACUUCCCAGUUGUACUUGAAAAUGCCCCAAGUGGCACAACUGUUGUGCGAAUAAAUGCCACAGAUAAAGACUCUGGACCAAAUGCCAUGAUUGCUUAUGCAGUUCAGUCAUCUGAUAGUGACUUGUUUGUAAUUGAUCCAAAUACUGGCAUUAUUACUACCCAGGGUUUCUUGGACUUUGAAGCAAGGCAGAGCUACCAUUUAACUGUGAAGGCAUUCAAUGUUCCAGAUGAGGAAAGUUGCAGCUUUGCUAGCGUAAAUAUACAGUUGAAAGGCGCAAAUGAGUAUGUUCCUCGCUUUGUUUCAAAGCAGUACUAUUUUGAAGUAUCUGAAGCUGCUCAUAGAGGAACAAUAGUUGGGGAAGUAUUUGCAAGUGAUCGAGACCUUGGAGUGGAUGGAGAAGUACAUUACUUGAUAUUUGGGAAAAGCAGAAAGAAAGGUUUCAGCAUCAAUAAAAGGUCAGGACAGAUUUAUGUGUCAGGAUCUCUUGAUCGUGAAAAAGAGGAGAAGAUCUCAUUAAAGGUUCUUGCAAAAAACACGGGAAGCAUUAAGGGAGCAGAUAUAGAUGAAGUCAUUGUUAAUAUCACUAUACUGGAUGCUAAUGAUCCCCCAGUUUUUAGCUUAGAAUCUUACAAUAUUCAAAUAAGUGAGGGCAUUCCACCAGGAACCCAUGUCACCUUUGUUAGUGCAUUUGAUUCUGAUUCUGUGCCCAGCUGGAGCCGAUUCUCAUAUUCUCUUGGCUCUGGUAAUGAAAACAGUGCAUUCGCAAUUAAUACUCAGACAGGGCAGGUUUCAGUAGCAGAAGAGCUGGAUAGAGAGUCCACACCCAUUUAUAACCUCACUGUAUUAGCAAUUGAUUCUGGGUCACCACCUUCUACUGGAAGUGCAAGCUUGCUCGUGACAUUAGAAGAUAUUAAUGAUAAUGGACCCACCUUAGUCACUACUGCAGGAGAGGUGUCUGAGAAUCAACAUGCAGGAACCAUUGUGAUGACACUUAGCUCUACAGAUCCAGAUCUACCUCCGAACCAAGGACCGUUUACAUAUAAUUUACUUAGCACUGGUUCUGCUACUAGCUAUUUCAGCAUUAGCCCUUCUGGAGUACUGACCACAACCAGAGAGAUUGACAGAGAACAAAUCAGUGACUUCUACUUGUCAGUGGUGACCAGAGACUCUGGUGUUCCACAGAUGUCUUCCACUGGAACAGUCCAUGUCAAGGUUAAUGACCAGAAUGACAACCCAUCAGAGUCAAGGACAGUAGAGAUCUUUGUUCAUUAUUUUGGAAACGUGUUUCCUGGUGGAAUUUUAGGCAGUGUUAAACCACAAGAUCCAGAUGUGCAAGACAGUUUCCGCUGCUCUAUUGCAUCAAGGGUUACAAGUCUGUUCAGUAUCUCAGCAGAUACCUGCGAUUUAAAUUCCCAGUCAAGAUCUUCAGAUGGGACGUUUGAUUUAACAGUUCAUAGCAGUGAUGGGCUACAUGGGGCAGUCACCAACAAUGUCAGAGUUUUCUUCGUUGGAUUCAAUAACGUUACUAUUGAUAACAGUAUUGUUCUUCGUCUCCAGGUAGAGCAUGUUAGCGACUUUCUUACCAAUCACUACCUUAGCUUCUUGCGAAUUGCAAACUCCCAGCUAGCUGGCCUCGGGACUGCUGUGCAGCUCUACGGGGCAUUUGAACAGAAUAACAAAACCUUCCUAACAGCUGCUGUGAAACGCAGUCACAACCAGUACGUAAACCCCAGUGGAGUUGCCACCUUCUUUCAAAGUAUAAAAGACAUCCUUUAUAGACAGAGUGGAGUGCUCAUAGACUCGGUAGACCAUGACCCUUGUACAUAUAGUCCUUGUCAGAAUGGAGGAAGCUGCAAGAAACACCUUAGUGUAAGUCCUCUGCUGAAGAGUAAGGAGAGUGUCCCUGUGAUCCUUGUAUCAAACAAACCUCUGCAACCAUAUGUUUGCAACUGCAUGCCAGGUUAUGCUGGAAACCUGUGUGAGACUGACAUUGAUGAGUGCCUUCCGUCCCCCUGCCACAAUGGCGGAACUUGCCACAAUCUAGUUGGAGGAUUUUCCUGCAGCUGUCCUAAUGGAUUUACAGGAAUGGCUUGUGAGAGGGAUGUCAACGAAUGUCUAUCAAACCCUUGCAAGAAUGGUGCUCUUUGCCAGAACUUCCCAGGAGGUUUCAACUGUGUGUGCAAAUCUGGAUAUUCAGGAAAAACUUGUGAUUCUUCCAUCAAUUACUGUGAAUGUAAUCCUUGUUUUAAUGGGGGCUCCUGUCAGAAUGGUGUGGAUGGAUAUCACUGUCACUGUUCAUUUGGUGUCUUCGGCAAACACUGUGAACUAAACAGCUAUGGUUUCGAGGAGUUAUCUUACAUGGAGUUUCCAAGUUUGGAUCCCAACAAUAACUACAUCUAUAUCAAGUUUUCAACCCUCAAGAACAAUGCCCUUCUAAUGUACAACCACGACAACCAGACAGGAGACAAGGCUGAGUUUCUAGCUUUGGAGAUAUUUGAAGCAAGGGUUAGAUUCUCCUUUAACUUAGGAAGUGGAGCCUACAAAUUAAUGGCAAUGAAAAGUGUUUCCGAUGGGCAGUUUCACACUGUCAUUGCUAGGAGGGCAGGCAUGGCUGCAUCGCUGACAGUGGAUGUGUGUUCUGAGGACCAGGAGCCUGGAUAUUGCACUGUUAGCAAUGUGGCAGUUCAUACUGACUGGACUCUCGAUGUGCAACCGAACAGACUUACAGUAGGAGGGGUGAGAUCCAUAGACCCUAUCCUUCACAGAAAAGGACAAGUGGCCACCCAUGACUUUGUUGGGUGUAUAAUGGAGUUUGCAGUCAACGGACGCCCUCUCGAACCCAAUCAGGCUUUGGCUUCCCAUGGAAUUCUUGACAGAUGUCCAAGACUAGAAGGAGCUUGUACAGCCAACCUCUGUAAGCAUGGUGGCACCUGUACGGACAACUGGUCCUGGCAGCAGUGUAAAUGCAUGGAAGGGUUUACUGGGAAAUACUGUGAAAAGUACAUGACUGUCGACACUGCAUUGUCCCUUGAUGGCAAUGGGCGCCUGGACUACUCCAUGAACCAGAAUAAGAAACGUGACUUCUUGCUCAGCCAGAGCUUAAGAGGCACCAGUGGUGAUCCGAUGAGCCUGAAUAGCCUGGACAUGAAGUUUAGAACAAGAAGCAAAAAUGGCAUUUUAUUUCAUGUUCAGGAAAGCAGCAAUUACACUACUGUGAAGGUAAAGAAUGGUAAGGUGCAUUACACCUCAGAUGCUGGUGUUGGAGGAAAGGUGGAGAGAACCAUUCCUGAGUUUUCUGUGGCAGAUGGCCAGUGGCAUACACUUCAGAUCGAGAAGAAUGGAACGCUUACAGUAAUUCUUGUUGACGGGACCUACAAAAGGGAGAUAAAUCACAACACCCAGGAUUUUGGAGGACUCAACGUUCUAACACUUUCACUGGGGGGAAUUCCAGAAGGGCAAUCCCAGGAAAGCUCUAAAUUAGGUUUUGAUGGCUGUUUUGCUUAUCUGAAAUACAACAGAGAAAUUCUGCCUUUCAGUGGAGAGCACAGUGCUGUUAGAAUAUCGAAAACUCAUCCUUCUGUCAAGAUUGGCUGCCGAGGUCCAAACGUGUGCUCAAGCAGUCCAUGCUUGGGAGGCCUGAUGUGUGUCAAUCAGUGGUACGCCUAUGAGUGUGUUCCCCCUGGAGACUGCACCUCAAACCCUUGUCAGAAUGGAGGCAGCUGUGCACCUACUGCUCGAUCUGGAUUCACUUGCACUUGCCCACAGUUUUACACAGGAAAGACCUGUGAGAUUUUGGUAGCCUGCCUUGGUGUACAGUGUCCCCAGGGAACUCUUUGUAAAAUGGGGACUAAUGGAGACUUUGUCUGUACUCCUAAUCCUCCGACAGAGGAAAUGUCCUUGCCGAUAUGGGCAGUGCCUGCCAUUGUCGGGAGCUGUGCUACCGCUCUUGCUCUUGUGGUCUUGAGCUUGAUCUUGUGUAACCACUGCAGGGGCAGGAAGACCAAAGUGCCAAAGGAAGAGAAAAAGCCAAAAGAGAAGAAGAAAAAAGGGAGUGAGAAUGUGGCUUUUGACGAUCCAGAUAACAUCCCUCUUUAUGGGGAUGAUAUGACGGUCAGGAAACAGCCUGAAGGGAACCCCAAACCUGACAUAAUUGAAAGGGAGAACCCUUACCUAAUAUAUGAUGAGACAGACAUUCCUCAUAACACAGAGACCAUACCCAGUGCUCCUUGCGUGGGGCCUGAAGCUGAUAUAGAGCAUUAUGAUAUAGAUAAUGCUAGCAGCAUAGCCCCUUCAGAUGCAGAUAUCAUUCAACACUAUAAACAGUUUCGGAGCCACACACCUAAAUUCUCUAUCCAAAGGCAUAGCCCACUAGGAUUUGCAAGGCAGUCUCCUUUACCCUUAGGAGCAAGCAGUUACACAUACCAGCCUUCUUAUAGCCAAGGACUUAGAUCAACCCCUUUAAGCCACGCAACAUGCCCUACUCCUAACCCUUUGUCCCGGCACAGUCCAGCCCCUUUCUCCAAACCCUCCUCGUUCUACCGCAACAGUCCAGCUAGGGAACUGCAACUCUCCAGGAGGGAGGGAAGUCCUUUGGACUUUCACAAUGAGGCAUCGUGCCAGCCAGGUAUUUUCAACUAUGCCACACGGCUGGGAAGGAGAAGCAAAAGUCCCCAGACAAUGGCAGGUCAUGGCUCCCGACCGGGGAGCCGCCUUAAGCAACCAAUAGAGCAGAUUCCUCUUGAGACGGGGCCUCCAGUUGGUCUGUCCAUAGAGGAGGUUGAGAGGCUUAACACCCCUCGGCAAAGAAACCCCAGCAUCUGCAGUGCCGACCAUGGAAGGUCCUCAUCAGAGGAGGACUGCAGAAGGCCGCUCUCUAGGAUCAGGAAUCCAGCGGAUGGAAUUCCAGCCCCAGAGUCGUCCUCUGAGAGCGACUCUCAUGACUCCUUCACCUGCUCCGAGAUGGAGUAUGAAAGAGAGAAACCAAUGGCCUACUCGUCCAGAAUGCCCAAGCUGUCCCAAGUAAACGAGUCGGAUGCAGACGACGAAGAUUACGGCACUAGGCUGAAGCAAAGAAGGUACCCCAGCCGCCGAGCAGAGGGAGGCCCUGGUAGCACGCAGGUGUCUACUGCGGAACAAUAUACAUUGCCCCAUAAGCUAGGGCAGCAGGCUGGGAAUUUCAACUGGGACAAUCUGUUGAACUGGGGCCCUGGGUUCGGCCAUUAUGUAGAUGUGUUUAAGGAUCUUGCAUCACUUCCUGACAAUACAGAUGCAAAAGAAAUUGAAAUGAUCAGUGGUGACGGGGCCAUUACCAUUUCCAAUGAAGGGGAAGCGGAACAAUAUGUAUAGACCUUAUUUGUAUAAAUUGUUCAUUUCAAGUUGGACUUUUUUUUUAAUAAGACCAUCUUAUAUGUAGAUUCUAAGAGGUAGUAACAGAACUUGAACUUCUUUGAAAUGCAAAACAUUAUAACAGUUAUUUCUACACAGUUAGGAUAUUUAUCUUUGUUUUAAGCUCUUCACAUGCUGUUCUAAUCAGGAGUAUAACUAAAUUGGAAAAAAAUGAUACAGUACAACCACAGCGCAAUCUCAAAUGAAAAUAAGGACAUUCAAAACUUAUCAAAUCCUGGUUUCUAAGUAUCAAUUAGACAACGUUGCUUUGACUUCAAGGCAGAAAGACAUCAUCUGAUUUUAAUUGUACUCAUUUGUGGAAAAUGAAGGAUUACUGUAUACUUUACAUGAGAAAUUCCAGCAUUCGUUCUUCAAUUACAGUUUUGUUUCUGAUUUAUAAAAAAAAAAGAAUGUGUUUGAUAUCCAACACAUGAUGUAUCAUAUCCAGCCGUUUGCACUAAAAUGAGAACAUGAGUUGGCCAGCACUUUAAAUUACUUGCCAACGUUAUGUGACGGCUUCAAAACUGCCCUGUUUUCACUCACCGUAUCAGCUAAACAUUAUAGGGGCAGAGACCAGUAAACUACAGCCUAUAAGACUUUUGAGGCUUUGCUUCAAAAUAAGAAAUAUUCCUUCAUUUUUUAUGUGAAAUGUUUGCAAAUGUUACUGGUUCUGCAUCGUCAUUUGGGUUUCUUGUUUCACUGGGGCCAGCAAAAGGGAAGACUAAAGUGUGCCUGAUUGAGCUUAAUAUUAUCCUAAACCACAUGAACUAUAAAUUUAACUUAAAUGAAAA
Messenger RNA from Acipenser ruthenus (sterlet), 16408 nucleotides. RefSeq names its product FAT atypical cadherin 4 (gene fat4). The record is from RefSeq and is a predicted model, not a curated record. The transcript is spliced from 17 exons. The coding region runs from base 696 to 15578 and encodes 4960 amino acids. NCBI's taxonomy places the organism in Eukaryota, Metazoa, Chordata, Actinopteri, Acipenseriformes, Acipenseridae. Gene Ontology annotation, cellular component: catenin complex; plasma membrane. Gene Ontology annotation, biological process: homophilic cell-cell adhesion. Gene Ontology annotation, molecular function: calcium ion binding; cadherin binding.